AUGACUUCUCUUGCGCAGCACAUUCCACCAAUUCCUGAGCCGUUUUCCUUGACGUUAUUAGUAGGGACAAGGGAAACACCAGUAACCUUUUUGAUUCACUACUAUCUUAAUCAUUGCAUACGAGAAGGCUUAAAAGUUUGUUUUGUUUCCUUUAGUAAAACUUUAGAUGAACAUACAGACGCUCUUCGAAAAUGGGCAAUACAGGGAACCGAUGUAAGGACAAAACCAAAUUUUUAUUAUGUUGAUGGAUAUAGUAUGCUUUUUGCUCCGGCCAUUUCUACAAAUAAGAUCCAAGCGAACGAUGUGAAAAACAAUCCCAAACAAGUAUUCGCUCCCGUUAUUGACUGUCUACAACGAAACGAAUUCGAUACGAAAAAUUCUAUACUUAUUAUUGAAGACAUUGAUGUACUUUUAUCGACAAAUUCUUUACAAGCAACUCAAUUGCAAGAGGCUGUCUUUGAGUUGCAAAAAACAUCAGGUCGGGCAGUGGUCAACGUAUCGGUUGGAGCACCUUUGCCUCGUCAAGUAUCUUUUGCUAAAAGUAUUGGUCAUUUAGCUACUAGAUGCAUAUCUUGUCGCCCACUAACAAGUGGAAAUGCGCGUCGAAUUACUGGAUUCAUGAGAGUGACGAAGGGACCUAACCACUUCUUGCAGCGAAGUGGACAUGAACUUCCAGAAGAAGAUGACAACGAGGUUUUAUACGAAGUUACUGAAACACAUGCAAUUAUUCAUCCUAAGGGUCAAGUAACCUUACAACUCUAA
Molecule: messenger RNA, 762 nt
Organism: Schizosaccharomyces octosporus yFS286
Lineage: Eukaryota; Fungi; Ascomycota; Schizosaccharomycetes; Schizosaccharomycetales; Schizosaccharomycetaceae
Product: elongator complex subunit Elp6
Exons: 2
Coding region: 1-762 (253 amino acids)
Biological process (GO): tRNA wobble uridine modification
Cellular component (GO): elongator holoenzyme complex
Source: RefSeq, a predicted model, not a curated record